AUCCGGAGGGGACGGCCCAGCCAGGCUGGGGUCCGCGCGGGGCCUCCCGAGAGGCGGCAAGGGGCGCUGGGAAGGCGCAAGCCCGCGCCGGCUCCCUGCGGAUGCCCGGGUCGGAGAGGGGCGCCCGGGAGGGGCGGGUCUACUGGCACGUGGAGGGGCCGGCCCGGGUUCGCGGUUCCCCGUGCCCAGGCAGGAGGGGCUGCAGACGCCUGAGCUCCGUAGGGGUUGGGGCUGGGGGCUGCGGAGCUGUCUACAUCGGACUCCUCCGGGUCAGCCCGUUAGGAGCCGCCUCCCCUCUGCCCCUCCGAAGAGACGAGCGGCCCAGACAGGCCUGGGAAGGCCCCUCUGCCCCGUCAGGGGUGAAAAGCAAAGCUGGAAGGAUUCGGAGAGGGUUGGGGCCGUCUUCCUCAUCCUUCCUUUUCUCGGGGCUCCCGUGGCGACGUCAUGGCAAAUUCCCAAACUGGACGGAUCCGGCUCGGGUUACGUCCAGCAGGGCCGAGCCGGCCCAGGCCGGCCCCGGGGUCCUCGGUGCCGGCUGGAGGGGCUGGGCACCUCUGGGGCGGGGUUCUGCUCCACCUGCCCUCGGCGCGGACUGUGCCCUCGGCGGGCACGCGGACCGGCGGGGUAGGGCUAGGGCCCGGCUUCUCUGGGCCAAGGAUCAAGGUCCCUGCCUGGGUUAGGCCCCCACGCAUUCCAGUCUUCGGAACCCGGCCUCUGAAGAGGGCGCAGUAGGGCCCCAGCGGAGCGCGAGAACCCGCUCUACAGCCUAUUGCUUCCCCGCCCUGGGCAGAGCCACCUGGACAUGAGACCCGCCCUCAAUGCCGAAGCCUCUCGGAAGCAAUCUUUCGGGACGGAAGUUAAGUAGCCCCGAGCGGGAGGCUGUGGCGGAAGUGGUCGCGUUACCGCUUGUUUGUGCGCAUGCGCCACUCUCGUCUGGCCGCCGCGCUUUCAGGAGGUGCUUUUGGUUCUCUCCGGUCUUGUCCACGCUAGGGGGUGCACGUACUCCCAACUGUGGUCGCGCUCUCACCCCUUCUGCUGCUCUCGUGGCCCCCUCGCGAUGGCGGGCAUCCUGUUUGAGGAUAUUUUCGAUGUGAAGGAUAUUGACCCGGAGGGCAAGAAGUUUGACCGAGUGUCUCGACUGCAUUGUGAGAGUGAAUCUUUCAAGAUGGAUCUAAUCUUAGAUGUAAACAUUCAAAUUUACCCUGUAGACUUGGGUGACAAGUUUCGGUUGGUCAUAGCUAGUACCUUGUAUGAAGAUGGUACCCUGGAUGAUGGUGAAUACAACCCCACUGAUGAUAGGCCUUCCAGGGCUGACCAGUUUGAGUAUGUAAUGUAUGGAAAAGUGUACAGGAUUGAGGGAGAUGAAACUUCUACUGAAGCAGCAACACGCCUGCUGAGAUUGAGAGCUGCUGAGUGGCAGUGCUCCAGAAUCACGGGAUGGGGCCUUCUGUUUCAGCUCUGCGUACGUGUCCUAUGGGGGCCUGCUCAUGAGGCUGCAGGGGGAUGCCAACAACCUGCAUGGAUUCGAGGUGGACUCCAGAGUUUAUCUCCUGAUGAAGAAGCUAGCCUUCUGAACCUCGCCUGAAGCCAGCCUCUCUGCCAAGUCACUCAGGUCAUGGGCAUUGUUCAAGCCUGAGUGGCAGCCGCUCUUGCUCACCUGUUGAGGAAGGGCUGGCUCACUGUCCACCGUGGCGGCAUCUUUAACUGGCCUCCACUCAAUGGGAAACUGACUCGCCUGUGAAAGACACAGUGGGAGAGCUGAAAAUGAAUCAGAAGCUUUAUGUAUAUGAUUUUUAAAUUAAACUUUACUUUUUCAGACUGCCCCUCCCCUUUUUGUAAAAAGUCCAUUUACUGUAAAAUCGUUUUUUCCA
This is a messenger RNA of Homo sapiens (human), 1871 nucleotides long. It is a transcript of the gene POLR2H, whose product is annotated as RNA polymerase II, I and III subunit H. The transcript has 6 exons. The record is from RefSeq and is a predicted model, not a curated record. Gene Ontology annotation, cellular component: nucleus; nucleolus; nucleoplasm. Gene Ontology annotation, biological process: DNA-templated transcription. Lineage: Eukaryota; Metazoa; Chordata; Mammalia; Primates; Hominidae. Gene Ontology annotation, molecular function: DNA-directed RNA polymerase activity. Bases 1058 to 1585 code for a protein of 175 amino acids.